Molecule: messenger RNA, 210 nt
Organism: Aureobasidium musti
Lineage: Eukaryota; Fungi; Ascomycota; Dothideomycetes; Dothideales; Saccotheciaceae
Source: the annotation of a GenBank genome assembly
AUGCCUUGUAGAGACGAGACUCACGAACACAACUGGCCUUCCGAAGGCAUGCUUCACAUCUCCAGAUGCGAGAUCUUCUGUGGUUGCUGUGAGGGAGAGGAUGCCGAAGUGGUCUACCAGUACCCUUGGAACCUGAGAGAUCAUGUCAGGAAGGUGCACCGCGCCCAAGGUUUGUUUAUCACAGUGAGCCCUCAAGCUCCCAAGGUGUGA